Messenger RNA from Chenopodium quinoa (quinoa), 2284 nucleotides. RefSeq lists its product as uncharacterized. Lineage: Eukaryota; Viridiplantae; Streptophyta; Magnoliopsida; Caryophyllales; Amaranthaceae. Bases 176 to 1972 code for a protein of 598 amino acids. The record is from RefSeq and is a predicted model, not a curated record. The transcript is spliced from 4 exons.
AAAAAAAACCAAAAAAACGUACUGGUGGAAAACAUUGCUCUCUUCUCAUUCUUUCAAUUUCCCAUUGUAGCGCACUCCACGUUCUCCAUUAGACCGACUUUUGAUACUUCUAUCUUCCAUUGAAGUAGCUUCUUAGUUUCACCAUUUGGGAUGUUUAUUUGGAAAGGAAAACAGAAUGGUGCGAAAGAAGAGUCAGAAAAAAGCUGAGUUUGCUAAUAGCUCCUCUCAAGCAUCAACUGAGAAGAAGACUCCGGAAUCCUUGAAGCUCACUGCUAAACAGCUGAAGAGAUUAAAGAAAUGGAGGCUGCGAAGAGCAAAAAGAAAAGAAGCUGCCGUACAGAGUCAAGUCACGAAUGAGGAAAAGAACAGGACAGCAGCAAUAGUGGAUAAAGAAAGCAAUCUGAAUAGGAGUGAUAAUGGCAAAGAGAAUGGUGCUCCCAAGGGGAACAAAAAUAAGAAAUAUAGAAACACUAAGCAUGAGCCAAAAAGUGAUAAUAAGGAUAAGAACAAGACAGCAGCAAGUGUAGAAAAAGAAAGCAAUAUGAAUUCAAGUGAUUAUAGGAAAGAUAACGGUUCUGUCAAGGAAGACAAAAAGAAAAAAAAUAGAAACAGUAAGUCUGAGCAAAAAUGGGUUGAGGCUCCAAAUUCUGAGAAUAAAGUUGGUGGAUUCAUCUUCAUGUGUAAUGCAAAAACAAAACCUGAUUGUUUUCGUUACAAAGUCAUGGCCCUGCCUUCCAGCAAAAAGGAGGUUGUGCUUGGUAUAAAGCCUGGUUUUAAGCUUUUCCUAUACGAUUUUGAUCUUAGGCUCUUGUAUGGAAUCUAUGAAGCAUCUUCUGCUGGGGGUAUGAAACUUGAGCCAGAUGCUUUUGGUGGGGCUUUCCCUGCUCAGGUGCGCUUCAGAAUUAAUGAAGACUGUUUACCUCUCCCUGAAAGUGUUUUCAAGAAUGCAAUAAAGGAAAACUAUGAUGAGAGAACCCACAAAUUCAAGACUGAACUAACUUCUGAACAAGUGAAGAAACUUAGAUCCCUGUUCCGUCCUAUUCACCAGCUUCAUUUGAAGGAUCAUCCUGUCGUUCUGCAGCCUGCAUCAUCUUCUGAUCGACUUUUUGUCUCUGAGAUGGAGUACCGCAGAUAUGGCCUCCGACCAGAAUUACGUAAUAUGGGGCAAGAUACAGUUUCCUAUGCUCCUGUUCCAGAUUCUUAUGGGACUAAUCAAGAGAGGGAACAACUUUUCAGGAGCUCUGCUACACUAUACAAGGAUACACCAUCUGUGCAGGAGCAACUCUAUAGGAUUCCUGCCCCUCUGUACAGGGAUGUGUCCCGUACACAGGAGAUGUUAGCGAAGCCUGCCCCAGUUUAUGGGUCUUUUUCCUCGUUGCAAGAACCGGCAGUUGCUCAUCAUGAGCCAUUUUAUUUGAGUGAAAAUGAGUAUCGAAUGUAUGGUUUGCGAGGUCAAAGUGAGCAUAAACCAUUGGUAUCAGCCACAACAAGGCCAAGUAAUGAGUUGGAUGGUUACCAAGAGAAUCAAUACCACUCUCAUGAUCCAUUCACAAGUUUAACAAGGGCAGGAGCUGAUACUUAUGGGGCAUAUGCGCAGGCGACAGUGACCCCUUCUGAUCCAUUCACAAGUUUAACAAGGGCAGGGGCUGAUACUUAUGGGGCAUACUCGCAGGCGACAGUGACCCCUUCUGAUCCAUUCACAAGUUUAAAAAGGGCAGGGGCUGAUACUUAUGGGGUAUACUCGCAGUCAACAGUGACUGAGGCUUAUCGUAUUGACUUGGGGCUUGCAAAUAAUGCUGUUGAUUACCAUUUACCGAGAAGGGUUGCUGAUGAGGGGCAGUAUUUAUCUUAUGCCUCUCGUGAUCUAUCUGCAUACAACCAGAGAAGUCAUGUUGGUGCUCAAUCUGAGCUUGCACCUGCAUCUGUUUCAUCUCGAUACUCAUUUGCAGGGGGAUCCUAUUCCUAUAGAUAAAUCAAAGCUUCUAUUGCACGGCAUGGCUUCUUAGGCUUUGUUUCUUGUUUAUGACUAGUAUUGGAGAGCAAAUGGAAGAUUAGGUCAGCUGAAUUCAGUGAUCUGGUGAUGUACUUGUUUAAAUCGAUUUCAUUUAUAUCUUACCUUGAUCUCUGAUACUUGAAAGGUAACUUGAACUCAGGUGGGCACUUCAUAGGAAUGUGCAUUUUAAAUGAUAGUUACCAGUUAAUGUUCAUAAACAUCUCGAGAAGUUAAGAGUGGGUGAUGUCAUGACGAAGCAUCAAAUCUUAAGGAUGCCUUUCCUAGCCCUAA